AAGAUGAAGCGUUUCCUGCUGAUCGUCGCCCUCUGUGGAGCACUUUCUUGUGCCUUGCCUGUAAUCCAAGAAACUGAACAAAUCUCCAAAGAGGACAUGAUGCUUGCCAAGAAAUAUAUGGAAAGCUACUACCCUGAAUCAGACUCAACGCCUGUUGUAAGAAGCAAAAUCAUCCCUGAACACAGAAUACUACAAAUGCAGCAGUUCUUUGGACUGAAAGUGACAGGCAAACUAGAUAAAAACACUUUGGAUGCAAUGAAAAAACCCAGGUGUGGCGUUCCUGAUAUAGGGGAAUACAAUACUUUUCCCAGUUCUCCAAAAUGGAAAAAGAACGACUUGAAAUAUCGUGUUCUGAACUACACACCAGACAUGGACAAGGCAGAUGUAGAUAAUGCAAUUGCGAGAGCCUGGAAAGUGUGGAGUGAUGUGACCCCCCUGACCUUCACCCGGGUUUAUGGAGAGUCUGCAGAUAUAGAUAUUUCUUUCGCUGCUGGAUCCCAUGGUGACUAUAUUCCCUUUGAUGGACAAGGUGGACAGCUGGCUCAUGCCUACUCACCUGCCUUUGGUGGAGAUGCCCAUUUUGAUGAGGAUGAAAUAUGGACAAGAGAUUUGAAAGGAACUAACCUGUUUCUUGUUGCUGCCCAUGAGUUUGGCCACUCCCUGGGACUUGGGCAUUCCAGGGUUUGGGGGGCCCUGAUGUUUCCAACCUACCAGCCUUGGGAUCCCCAGAACCUCAGGCUGCAUCCAGAUGACAUUGAAGGCAUCCAACAUCUGUAUGGAUCCCCUGAAGAUAGUGAAGGUUCAUCAGGAAACAAUGUACCACCACCAGUCGUUCCAACAGAAGCACCAUCAACAGACAUGUGUGACCCUCACCUAACUUUUGAUGCAGUUACUACUCUCCGAAAGGAAACUGUGUUCUUUAAAGACAGCUUCUUCUGGAGAAAGAAUCCCUUGAGAAGAGACAUUGAAAAAACUCCUAUUUCUGCUUUCUGGCCAGUGUUGAGCAGUGGUAUAGAUGCUGCCUAUGAAAAUGAAGUUGAUGACACAGUAUUUCUUUUCAAAGGACAUAAGUACUGGGCUACCAAGGGAAGCAUCAUUCAGCCUGGAUUCCCAAAGAACAUCCACCACUUGGGCUUCCCCAGAACAGUUCAGAAAAUUGAUGCAGCUGCUUAUGACAAAAGCUCAAAGAAAACAUACUUCUUUUCAGGCAACAGCUAUUGGAGAUACGAUGAAGCCAAGCAUUCCAUGGAGAAAGGCUAUCCAAGGAAGAUAACGGUGGAUUUCCAUGAAACUGGUCACAAGGUGGAUGCUGCUUUUCUAGUCAAUGGACAUCUCUACCUCUUCAACGGCUCCAAGCAAUAUGAGUUUGACAGCAGAACCAAACAAUUUCUGGGAGAAACGAAGAGCAACCGCAGGCUUGGCUGCCAAUGA
This is a messenger RNA of Varanus komodoensis (Komodo dragon), 1431 nucleotides long. Its product is annotated as matrix metalloproteinase-18-like. The coding region runs from base 4 to 1431 and encodes 475 amino acids. The transcript has 10 exons. Gene Ontology annotation, biological process: extracellular matrix organization; proteolysis; collagen catabolic process. Lineage: Eukaryota; Metazoa; Chordata; Lepidosauria; Squamata; Varanidae. The record is from RefSeq and is a predicted model, not a curated record. Gene Ontology annotation, cellular component: extracellular matrix. Gene Ontology annotation, molecular function: zinc ion binding; metalloendopeptidase activity.